Messenger RNA from Wallemia mellicola CBS 633.66, 741 nucleotides. Its product is annotated as DnaJ-domain-containing protein. The record is from RefSeq and is a predicted model, not a curated record. Gene Ontology annotation, molecular function: protein folding chaperone; protein-folding chaperone binding. The transcript has a single exon. Bases 1 to 690 code for a protein of 229 amino acids. Lineage: Eukaryota; Fungi; Basidiomycota; Wallemiomycetes; Wallemiales; Wallemiaceae. Gene Ontology annotation, cellular component: cytoplasm; nucleus.
AUGAGUGACCCAUAUAAAGUACUCGAAUUACCAAAUACAGCGACGGAAAAAGAUAUUAGAAAGCAAUACCUGAGAUUAGCUAGGAUCUACCACCCGGAUAAGGUUGAAGAUCCUCAGAAAGCUCAAGCAGAGGAGAAAUUUAGAGAGAUUAGUGUGGCGUAUGAGACACUCACACAGCCAGCUGAUUCAACUUCUAGAGCUGGUUACUCUAGGUCUUCUGCUUACUCAGAUCCAUUCAGUUUGUUCGAUGAACUCGUAUCGCAAAUGAGAUCAUCGACUGCAUUCUUUAAUGACCCAUUUUUCAACGACCCAUUCUUCAAUAGACAACCUUCGAUGCAUAGAUCUGAUCCAUUUGCAGGAUUCAUGGGCGGCGACAUGAUGGGUUUCCCUUCGAUGAUGGGAGGUAUGGGUGGUCUUUCUAGUAUGGGUGGAUUCUCUGGUAUGUCCAGCAUGUCUAGCAUGUCUGGUAUGCCUGCUAUGACCUCGGGUAGAUCAAUCUCCACGUCGAUCGUCAACGGUAGAAAAGAAGUCAAGGAAACGACAAGAAACCCAGAUGGAUCUACGCACAUCAAGAUCACAACGCCUGAGGGUGUACAUGAGAGUACACAGCAGGCCCAAUUACCUCAGGCAAACCAUCAUUCGAGAUCAAACUACCAUGCAUUACCAAGCAGCUAUAACAGGUUCUGGUAAUAGACUAAUUGUACAAGUUUAUUGAUAUAUCACUGAAUUAUUCUUCAUUUU